Messenger RNA from Lachancea meyersii CBS 8951, 1326 nucleotides. NCBI's taxonomy places the organism in Eukaryota, Fungi, Ascomycota, Saccharomycetes, Saccharomycetales, Saccharomycetaceae. The record is from the annotation of a GenBank genome assembly.
AUGGAAUUCAAAAAACAGGAAAUUCGGUUCCGCCAGAACGGUGAGCAGACAGAAUCGCGACUGUUCCAGCCGUCGUCGCUGAAACGGAAGAACCUGAAGCACCUGACGCUUGGGGCACGUUCAGAUCUGGUGGAAAUGCUGCAUGUGCCCGUCGCUAACCGGGUUGUCAGCUCAGCAACAUCGCCAGGUGCGCUGCUGCAACAGCCAAGCCCAAGCACAUCGGAACUGUCGUCCGCAGGAGUCACUCCCACGGACGAGGUCGUUACAGAGCUGGGUGCAGACUUCGACAACCUCUCGCUGUUCAAAGACAGCACCAUAGAGCUGCAAGACCUCGUGCAGCUGGGCAAAAUCGGGUCCGGAAACUCCGGAACAGUGCUCAAAACGCUGCAUGUGCCCGACUCACGCAUCAUAGCCAAAAAGUCCAUUCCCGUGGAAAACAAACCGCUCAUCAAAAGCCAGCUGAUACGCGAACUCUCCAUCAUGCAGAACGUAAAGCCACACGAGAACAUCGUCGGUUUCUUUGGUGCUUUCUACACGGCCUCCACGACCAACGAAAUAGUCAUUUUGAUGGAGUACAUGGACUGUGGGUCUCUGGAUAAAAUUAUGUCCACUUAUAAGUCGUUUGUGACGCGAGGGUCGCCGGAAGCGACUGAAAACUGGUUUUCUGAGCUGGUAUUGACGAAGAUCUCGUUUGCCGUUCUUAAUGGACUGUUGUACCUGUACCGCGACUACAAAAUCAUCCAUCGCGACAUAAAACCGUCCAACGUUCUGAUCAAUAGCAAAGGGUGCGUCAAAAUAUGCGAUUUCGGUGUUUCCAAAAAACUGAUCAAUUCCAUUGCCGAUACUUUCGUCGGAACUUCCACUUAUAUGUCGCCAGAACGUAUCCAGGGAAGUGUUUACACAACGAAAGGCGACGUGUGGUCGUUGGGGCUGAUGAUCGUGGAGCUUGUCACUGGUGAGUUCCCUCUAGGCGGCCAUUCUGACACUCCAGAGGGAAUUCUCGAUCUAUUACAACGAAUUGUCAACGAACCUCCUCCUAGGCUGCCGCAGAGCCCGCAACAUUCUCGCGAAAUGGUCGAUUUUGUGAACAGGUGCUGCGUCAAAGAUGAACGAGAAAGGUCAUCGCUACAAGAACUACUUUGUCACGACUUCAUUCAAAAAGGACAGUCCCACGGUGUUCGGGAAUUCAGACACUGGUGCAAACGCAUCAAAAAGAGAUUAAAGGAGGACAAGAUGUUACAACGCGAGGAAAAUGAGCGCGCAAAACUGGUCAAGCGCCAGCUGGAAAGCGCCGCUAGUGCGGCCACGGCGGCCAGGAGUCGUUGA